Messenger RNA from Pseudocercospora fijiensis CIRAD86, 1368 nucleotides. RefSeq lists its product as uncharacterized. Lineage: Eukaryota; Fungi; Ascomycota; Dothideomycetes; Mycosphaerellales; Mycosphaerellaceae. The transcript has 14 exons. The record is from RefSeq and is a predicted model, not a curated record. Bases 1 to 1368 code for a protein of 455 amino acids.
AUGGGCGGCAGGAAGGAUCGAGCAACAGGAGCGGCGAGGGUCGGCGGUGAUGAUAUGAGCGGCGAGGGCCCCGGUGGACUCUUGACGCAGACAGCCGUGUGUGACGGCGUGACGGCGCUAUUGAAACACACAGGCCCGCACAGAGGCACAGCGACGCUGCGUUGUAUUGCGAGAUGUGUGGAUGGCCGACGCGCAGCCAACGCCAGAAUCUACGCAGAGUCAGAACGACCGAACGACCAGAUCCGCCAGGGCCCGAGGAGUCUGCCUGCGGCCAUUGAGGGUAGAGGGAUCUUACCUUACCACCCCUACGAUCUUCCACGGUUCAACUCCAACGCUCUGCGAGCGAAGCAGUGUGGACACGCCGAGAUGCCCGCCCCCGAGAAGGCAAGAGAUAAUAUCGUCGUUCAGAUUCUGCUGGCGGGAUCUGCCCACUGGUCUGCUAAAAUGUUGGGUGGAGUACUUGAAGGAUGUGUGACCCUGCUGCUGCGCUUGAUUCUGAUUCUGUACCACCACCCUCACCCUCUUGCGGUAAUCUGGAGCUGCAAUCUGCAAUGCGCGGCGCAGGCACGCUCACGCUCACUCGGCGGGGGGCGCGUCGUGAGUGGUGCUGCGACGCCUGUGCGAAGCUGUAAGAAUGCAGUGAGCGAGCGCACGGCCGUCCUCAGCAUCGCAAUUUUAGCUAUUGCGUUUUGCAGGCGCUAUCUCAACGCUAAGCCCAUGGCCUGCUUGUCAGCAGCGUAUCACCCAGCCACUUCCAGCAUCUUCAUUCAUGCAGAAGACGCUACAACGUUUUACGCGCAUGCCAUGGCCACCGGGGUAAGCUCGCGACAUGCGUACACACACAUGCUUGCUGCUGCUGCACCGUGGCCGAAGGUCUGCCACAAUGCCCACGACACCCUUGCCUCACAAUCGAAUUCUCAACAGUCUAAUAAACAGCCUCGCGGGCAUCUCUCAUGGAUGCUCAACAAUAUUCUAGCGGGGCUUGCAAGCAGCAGAUCGCGUUAUCUGGUGCAUCGAGCUGCCUGCUCGCGCACGCAAAAUAUACAGUACCCAAUGCCGAGUGGACAAGUACCGGGGAUUGACGGCGCUGCAGAGCUCAUCCCAGCGCUUAGAUCCAAAAUCAUGCAGUACGACAUCAUAUGCAUUCGACUCGAGGUACGCCGCACGGAUACUUCUAUCAAUGGUUACCCCUCCGUACAUGAGCAAUGCGAUACCCGUCCGAAUUACAGGAAACAACUAACGGACGCUCCUCGGGAAGCGAACGAGUUGCAUGAGAGCCUCUCGUAUACCGCAGACUCAUCUCCCGAGCAAGCCCAUAUCUUGGAGGAGGGAUGUGUGCUGCGGCAGACGCGCGUGUCCAGCCAAUAA